This is a messenger RNA of Apis florea (little honeybee), 881 nucleotides long. It is a transcript of the gene Polr3H, whose product is annotated as RNA polymerase III subunit H. Gene Ontology annotation, cellular component: RNA polymerase III complex. NCBI's taxonomy places the organism in Eukaryota, Metazoa, Arthropoda, Insecta, Hymenoptera, Apidae. Gene Ontology annotation, molecular function: DNA-directed RNA polymerase activity; DNA binding. The record is from RefSeq and is a predicted model, not a curated record. Gene Ontology annotation, biological process: transcription initiation at RNA polymerase III promoter; DNA-templated transcription.
UAAAUGUCUUAAAGCACGUGUAUUAGAGGUUAUAUUGACAAUAAUCCAGUUUUCUUUGUUGCGUAUUACACUCGAUACGAAAACACAUAAUAUUUUUGAUAGAAUAUAAUCAUAUAUACUUACAUUAGUAUAUUUGCCAAUAUAAAUAUACAAAAGUGAAUUAAUAUAAUAAAUAUUAAUUAUUUUUAUAUUUUAAAACUACUUGUUGUUUUAUAAUAAACUAAUGUUUGUUCUUGCGGAAUUGAAAGACACAGUUAGGAUUCCACCAGUGGAAUUCAAGCAAAAAUUGAACGAUGCUAUUACAGAUGAACUUAAUAGAAAGUUAGCUAAUAAGGUUUAUCUUAAUGUUGGUCUUUGUAUCGCUCUUCAUGACAUUACGAAAAUUGAAGAAUCAUAUAUUUUUCCCGGCGAUGGUGCAUCUCAUACCAAAGUAAUAUUUCGUUAUAUUGUAUUCCGUCCAUUUAUGGAGGAAAUAUUAAUAGGAAAAAUACGUAGUUGUAGCAUUGAUGGUGUCCAUGUAACAUUAGGAUUUUUUGAAGAUAUUGUGAUUCCACCUCACAAAUUGCAACAUCCAUCGAGAUUUGAUCAAAUGGAACAAGCAUGGGUAUGGGAAUAUGAUACUGGAGAUGGAGAAAAACAUGAUUUAUUUAUGGAUGCAGGAGAAAUUAUACGAUUCAGAGUAGUAAGUGAAACAUUUACUGAAGCCUUACCUACAGGACCGAAUAUAUCUGGGGAGACUGAAACAUCAGAAGCCAAAAAUAUAUCUCCAUAUACUUUAGGAGGUGCUAUUGAUGAGCCAGGUCUUGGAUUGCUUACAUGGUGGGAAAAUACUUAAGAAUACAAAAAUAAAUUCAGAUCAAUAAAUUUUUAUUCACAGCACA